Molecule: messenger RNA, 865 nt
Organism: Homarus americanus (American lobster)
Lineage: Eukaryota; Metazoa; Arthropoda; Malacostraca; Decapoda; Nephropidae
Product: serine/threonine-protein kinase 17B-like
Exons: 1
Biological process (GO): protein phosphorylation
Molecular function (GO): protein kinase activity; ATP binding
Source: RefSeq, a predicted model, not a curated record
AUGACUUUCUCUACUGUUUACGAAGAAUCUUUCAUCGACCGGGUGUAUGACACCUGUGAGGAGCACCGCGUAACAAUCAUCGACACUCUCAUCUGCGAGAAUAUGAUUCUCAAACGGCAACCCCAAUACCUGGGCUCAGGGUCCUCUGGCCACAGUUUUGCAGUACAAGUUGGCCAUCAACGAUGGGUCUUAAAGCAGUACUACGACGACCCGGUCGUGCAAGACAUAAUGCUAAGAGAGAUCGUUCAGCUCUCCUCCGUGCAGAACUUCCCUUGCGUCCAGCGUCUGGUUGGCGUAGUUCCCGAGUACCUCACCAUUGUGACGCAGUACGCCGGCGAACCCCUCCACACCUGCAUCACCAAAAAACUCUACUCACCAAACGAGUUCAUCUCGAUCAUGCAGCAGGUGCUCAACGCCGUCAAAUAUCUGCACAGUAAACACAUCCUCCACCUGAAUCUCAAGCCUGCCAAAAUAUGUAUACUCCGAGACAAAGAAGGCGACCUACGGGCCACCCUGAUCGACUUCGGGUCUUCACACCCAGCUGGUGAUUGCAUACAAUAUUGGGACAACUCACCAACAACAUACCCGUCUACAGACCCACAGCUGUUCAACGGAGAGCCUUGCCACCCUACCAACGAUAUCUAUAGCUUUGGCUGGAUGCUGGCCACGCUGUUGCCACACGUGCUAGAAAACAACAUCCCCGAAAAUCUUGACUUAUGGGCGAAAGGUGCCCAACAUAAGGACUCAAAAAAGAGGCCAACCCUACUAGAAUUGUCGAACCUCCUUCAGUGUGUCGUUCAGACACUGAAGAGAGAGGCUCAGGCUGCCCAAGACUCAGCUGUCAACAAGAUGGCCUCUCAAUUAU